GGAAGAGCUCUGAUCUUCAGCCCAGCCCGGAGGAGGAGGAGGGCAAGGGUGGGCGUUCGGAGGAUGCGGCUCCCCCAGGUUUUCCCCCUCGGUGGGAGCUUGCGACAUGCCAGCAGCGGCUCCGCUCCUCCCGCACUCCUGCUCUGAGCGCUCCAGCGGAACCGGACAAAAUCAAAAGCAUCUGCCCAGGUGAUCAAAGAAGAGAAACAUCUGCAACAGAGCGGAAGAUACGGGGGGAUCUCGCUUCGUAGAGAAAUUUUUACCCCGAGAUUUUUUUUUUAAAUUUGUUUUCCCUUUUUUUCUCCCUUUUUAUUUUAUUAUUUUUCCUUUUUUUUCCUUUUUUUUUUUCCUUUUUUUUUUUUUUUUUGGAAUCGAUCGUUUAUCACCAUAACCCCUACUCCCUCCACUUUAAACCAAACCUAACCAGAAACAUCCCCAAACUCGCCGAGCACCUUUCCCCGCCCUGCAUAACUCCGGCAGCGUCUCCCGCUCCCAUCUCAAACCCUCCGCUCCUUGCUGAGGAGGAGGAGGAGGAAGAGCAGCGGCAGAGCAGCGAGCGCGGAAGAUGGAGGUCUCCACGGACCAGCCGCGGUGGGUGAGCCACCACCACCCGGCCGUGCUCAAUGGGCAGCACCCGGACUCGCAUCACCCCACGCUUGGCCAUACCUACAUGGACCCCACGCAGUAUCCUCUCGCCGAGGAAGUGGAUGUACUUUUUAAUAUCGACGGACAAGGCAACCCCGUCCCACCGUAUUACGGCAACUCCGUGAGAGCCACGGUGCAGAGAUACCCCACGGCCCACCACGGGAGCCAGGUGUGCCGCCCUCCGCUGCUGCACGGCUCGCUGCCCUGGCUGGACGGGAGCAAGGCGCUGAGCAGCCAUCACAGCGCUUCCCCCUGGAACCUCAGCCCCUUCUCCAAGACCUCCAUCCAUCACAGCUCACCGGGACCCCUUUCCGUCUACCCACCCGCCUCUUCUUCCACUUUAUCCGCCGGCCACUCCAGCCCGCACCUUUUCACCUUCCCGCCGACCCCUCCUAAAGAUGUGUCCCCGGAUCCGUCCAUCUCUACCCCCGGCUCCACCGGCUCCACCCGGCAGGACGAGAAGGAAUGCAUCAAAUACCAGGUGUCCCUGGCCGAUACCAUGAAGCUGGAGUCCUCUCACUCUCGGAGCAGCAUGGCCUCUUUAGGAGGAGCCACCUCCUCCGCUCAUCACCCCAUCACUACCUACCCACCGUAUGUCCCAGAAUAUGGCUCUGGACUUUUUCCCCCCAGUAGCCUCUUAGGAGGAUCGCCAACCGGGUUUGGGUGUAAAUCACGACCAAAAGCACGGUCAAGCACAGAAGGCAGGGAGUGUGUAAAUUGUGGGGCUACCUCAACCCCUCUGUGGAGAAGAGAUGGCACUGGGCACUAUUUGUGUAACGCCUGUGGACUCUAUCACAAAAUGAAUGGGCAGAACCGGCCCCUAAUCAAACCCAAGAGAAGACUGUCUGCAGCCAGGAGGGCGGGCACAUCCUGUGCAAACUGUCAGACCACCACUACCACCCUGUGGAGGAGAAAUGCCAACGGCGAUCCUGUCUGUAAUGCCUGUGGGCUCUACUACAAGCUGCACAAUAUUAACAGACCCCUGACUAUGAAGAAAGAAGGAAUUCAGACCAGAAACCGAAAAAUGUCUAGCAAAUCCAAAAAGUGCAAAAAGGUCCAUGACAACCUUGAAGACUUUCCCAAGAGCAGCUCCUUUAACCCUGCCGCCCUCUCCAGACACAUGUCCUCCAUCAGCCACAUUUCACCUUUCAGUCACUCCAGCCACAUGCUGACCACACCGACACCGAUGCAUCCUCCAUCCAGCCUCUCCUUCGGACCUCACCACCCUUCCAGUAUGGUCACUGCCAUGGGUUAGCAAGAGACUCCCCUGCUGAAUGCUUACAGUCUCAAAGUGAGAUUUACUUUAUAUACUACUUGCAUUUUUGCAGGCGUGUGGUUAUGGGUCUGACGUCCCAAAACAAAUGGGAGGGGGGAAAAAAAAAGAAUUUAAAAAAUUAAAAAAAAAAAAAAAAGUUAUUUGAAGGUGUAAGAGA
Molecule: messenger RNA, 2078 nt
Organism: Corvus hawaiiensis (hawaiian crow)
Lineage: Eukaryota; Metazoa; Chordata; Aves; Passeriformes; Corvidae
Gene: GATA3
Product: GATA binding protein 3
Exons: 6
Coding region: 566-1900 (444 amino acids)
Biological process (GO): negative regulation of transcription by RNA polymerase II; positive regulation of transcription by RNA polymerase II; immune system development
Cellular component (GO): nucleus
Molecular function (GO): RNA polymerase II cis-regulatory region sequence-specific DNA binding; zinc ion binding; DNA-binding transcription factor activity, RNA polymerase II-specific
Source: RefSeq, a predicted model, not a curated record